This is a messenger RNA of Sinocyclocheilus rhinocerous, 4799 nucleotides long. RefSeq names its product death-associated protein kinase 1 (gene dapk1). NCBI's taxonomy places the organism in Eukaryota, Metazoa, Chordata, Actinopteri, Cypriniformes, Cyprinidae. Gene Ontology annotation, molecular function: protein serine/threonine kinase activity; protein binding; ATP binding. Gene Ontology annotation, cellular component: cytoplasm; nucleus. The transcript has 26 exons. The record is from RefSeq and is a predicted model, not a curated record. The coding region runs from base 209 to 4528 and encodes 1439 amino acids. Gene Ontology annotation, biological process: positive regulation of apoptotic process; intracellular signal transduction; protein phosphorylation.
UUUCCUGCAACACAACACUUCCAUCUCUCGCGUGAAGGGUAUGCUGUUUUAUCACUUCACACUGGAUCGUACCUGCUGCCUGAACAUUGACAACGAUGGAAAUAUAAAGAGCGAGUAUGAGAGGGGUUCGCCGCAAACUGUCAUUAGGUUGACAGAGAUGGGCUGCUGAUUUGGGAAUCCCGGAGAGCUGGAAGCGCCCAGGAGCACCAUGACCGUGUUCAACCAGGAGAAUGUGGAGGAUUACUACGAGAUUGGAGACGAGCUCGGGAGUGGUCAGUUUGCUGUGGUAAAGAAAUGCCGUCAUAAGAGCACUGGAGUGGAGUAUGCAGCCAAAUUUAUCAAGAAAAGGCGCAGCAAAUCCAGUCGGCGAGGGGUCUCCAAAGACGACAUUGAGAGGGAGGUCAGCAUCUUGAAGGAAAUCCAGCACCCCAAUGUCAUCACCCUGCACAAUGUGUUUGAAAACAAGAACGAAGUCAUUCUCAUCCUGGAGCUUGUGGCAGGAGGGGAACUCUUUGACUUUCUAGCUGAGAAAGAGUCAUUGAGUGAAGAGGAGGCCACCGAGUUCCUCAAGCAGAUCUUGGAUGGAGUCAGUUACCUACACUCCAAACAGAUUGCCCACUUUGACCUGAAGCCGGAGAACAUCAUGCUGCUGAAACGGAGUGUGCCUCACCCACGCAUUAAGCUCAUUGACUUUGGCCUGGCCCACAAGAUCGAUUUUGGCAAUGAUUUCAAAAACAUCUUUGGUACCCCGGAGUUUGUAGCUCCAGAAGUGGUGAAUUAUGAGCCGCUUGGCCUGGAGGCAGACAUGUGGAGCAUUGGGGUGAUCACAUAUAUUCUGCUUAGUGGUGCCUCACCUUUUCUGGGUGAAAAUAAGCAGGAGACACUUGCCAAUGUGUCAGCUGUGGACUACGAGUUUGAUGAGGAGUACUUCAGCAACACCAGUGCUUUGGCCAAAGACUUCAUUGCACGGUUACUGCUCAAAGAUCCAAAAAAAAGAAUGACAAUCCUGGACAGUCUUCAACAUCCCUGGAUCAAGCCAAAGGACACGCAGCAGGCACUGAGUCGUAAGGAAUCAGCAGUGAAUAUGGAGAAGUUUAAGAAGUUUGCUGCCAGAAGAAAGUGGAAGCAAUCGGUGCGUCUCAUCUCUCUGUGUAACCGGCUCUCCCGCUCCUUCCUGUCUAGGAGCAACAUGAGUGUUGCACGCAGUGAUGACACACUGGAUGAGGAGGACUCAUUUGUCAUGAAGGCUAUUAUCCAUGCAAUCAACGAUGACAAUGUUCCAGGUCUGAAACACCUGCUUGGAUCCCUGACCAGCUAUGAUAUUAAUCAACCUAACAAGCACGGAACCCCUCCGCUCCUGAUUGCUGCGGGCUGUGGAAAUGUCCAGAUCAUUGAUGUGCUAAUGAAAAAAGGAGCGGAGAUUCAAGCCUUUGAUAAGACUGGAGCCAAUGCUAUCUACUAUGCCGCCCGACAUGGUCAUGUGGGGACCUUGAGAUUCUUGCAUGAAAAGAAGUGCCCUCUGGACAUCCAAGAUAAGUCUGGAGAAACGGCUCUGCAUGUGGCAGCUCGCUAUGGUAACGUGGAUGUAGUCCAGUACCUUUGCAGCAUCCAUGCCAAACCUGACCUAGUGGACCGGGAGCAGGAGACACCUCUCCACUGCGCAGCCUGGCACGGUUACUCCGCGGUGGCCAGAGCCCUGUGCGAGGCUGGCUGUGAUGUCAACGCCCGGAACCGUGAGGGCGAGAGCCCGUUACUCACCGCUUCCGCCCGCGGCUUCAAGGACAUCGUGGAGUGUCUGCUGGAGCAUGGGGCGGACAUGGACUCUGCUGAUAAGGACGGUCACAUCGCUCUGCAUCUGGCAGUGAGGAGAUGUCAAACUGAAGUGGUGAAGUGUCUGCUCAGCCAUCACUGCUAUGUGGACCACCAGGAUCGCCACGGCAACACACCCCUUCACAUCGCCUGCAAGGACGGCAACUUGCCUGUGGUCAUGCAGCUCUGUGCUGCUAAAGCCAAUAUGGAUAUUCCUAACAAAUUUGGGAGAACACCUCUUCACCUGACAGCUAGUAACGGUGGUCUGGAGGUGGUGCGUCAUCUCUGUGUUACAGGAGCCAACACUGAAGCCAUCACUAAUGAUGGAAAGACAGCGGAGGAUCUCGCGAUUGCACAGCAGCAGGAGCAUGUAGCAGUGCUGCUGGCCAAGCUGAAAAAGGACAACCAUAAGAGCAUUUACAUCCAGCAGCUGCGGCCUACACAGACCCUCCAACCUCGCAUCAAACUCAAGCUGUUUGGCCACUCGGGAGCAGGGAAGAGCACUCUGGUGGAGUCUUUGAAGUGUGGCAUCUUGCGGAGUUUCUUCAGGAGGAGGAGGACCAGGUUGACCAACCCUGUCCGGCACCCAGCCUCACCUGUCACCUCCAAACCAGCAGUGUCUGCCAGCAUCUCUAACCUGUACCCAGGCUGUGAGAAUGUAAGUGUGCGCAGCCGCAGUAUGAUGUUUGAGCCCAGUUUGACUAAAGGAGUGCUGGAGGUCUUUAGUCCUGUUCAUAACGCUCUCUCCACGGCUGACGACACCGCCACCAAAGCCAUCGACAUCCAGAAUGCCUAUGUCAAUGGUGUUGGAGACUUCAUUAUAUGGGAGUUCUCUGGUAAUCCCGUCUACUACUGCUCAUAUGAUUACUUUGCUGCGAAUGACACCACAGCCAUUCAUCUGGUCUUAUUCAGCCUGGAGGAGCCUUACGAGACUCAACUGAACCAGGUCACAUUCUGGCUCAACUGCCUGAAGGCUCUCAUGCUGCCAGAGGACAACAUCGCCUUUGGAGGGAAGAUCAGGAAUCCACUGCGCGUGGUCCUGGUGGCCACACAUGCUGACAUUGUGAAUCUGCCUCGAUCGUUUGGGGGAGAGUUCAGCUAUGAAAAGGAGAGAUCCCUACUUAGGGAAGUCAGAAACAGGUUUGGGAAUGAUCUUCACAUUGCCGAGAAGCUCUUCAUCAUGGAUGCAGGAGCGUCCAACUCCAAAGACAUGAAGCUGCUGAGAAACCUUCUGUUAGAGCUCCGCAACUCCAUCAUAUCUACCUGCAGGUCGAUGACUCAGCUGGCAGAGAAGCUGUUGUCCACUCUGCCUUCCUGGAGGAAACUGAACGGGCCAAACCAGCUGAUGUCAUGGCAACAGUUUGUUGUGGAUGUGCAAGAACAAAUCAACCCUCUAGCCAGCGAAGAGGAUCUGCGGGAACUGGCUUCACAACUUCACAGCAUGGGAGAGAUUAACAUCAUGCAAAGUGAGACUGUCCAGGAUGUUGUCCUGUUAGAUCCUCGCUGGCUUUGUAGUAACGUACUUGGCAAACUUCUCUCGAUUGAAACCCCCAAAGCGAUCCACCACUACCGUGGCCGCUACCGUGUGGAAGAACUCCAAAACCUGGUCUCAGAAGGUGACAUUGAUGAACUUCUCCAGGUGCUUGACGCCAUGGACGUAUGUGCCCGUGACUUUGCCAACCCAGGAAUGGUCGACAUUCCUGCCCUCAUACGCACAAGUGGCCUACAGCACACCUGGACGGAUGAGGAAGAUGUAGAAGGCGAGGGCACUUUGCUUUACGGUGGAGUGCGAGUAGUACCUGCGGAGCACUUGGCACCAUUCCCUUGUGGACUUUUCCAUAAGUUACAAGUGAACUUGUGCAGGUGGAGCCGGCAGCAGAAGCCGGAGGUCGAGGCUGAGGAUGUGAGGUUGUGGAGCGGUGGAGCUCGGGUUGGACUUGGCGGUGCUGAGGCCCUGGUUCUGCUUGUGAACCAUGGGCAGGGCAUGGAGGUACAGUUACGAGGACCUGACUCGGAUCCCGGCCGUUGCUAUGCUUUAUUGGACACGUUAUGCAGCAUGGCAGAGGGUCUGUUAGCUGCUACAUUACCCGGUUUGCUUACCGCCCGACAUUAUCUCAGCCCUCAGCAGCUGCGGGAACACCACGGCCCUGUCAUGCUCUACCAACCGAGGGACUUUUUCCGCACUCAAGCACGAGGCGAGAACGCCCUGUCGAACACCAUGGGUGGCUAUCGUGAGAGCUUUGUCAGUAUCGUAGCAUUAGGUUGCACCCAUGUCUACAAACAGGGCAGGCUUGGAGGGGAAGUGCCCGUGGCGGAAGUCAGUCACCUGGCUCGACGCAAGCUCUGCCGUCUGCUGGACCCGCCAGAUGCCCUUGGGAAGGACUGGUGCCUGCUUGCCAUGAACUUGGGCCUUAGCGAGCUCGCUGCUAAAUACAGUUCUGGUACCAAUGGGACUCCGCCUGCAGACCCCCUUUCCCUUCCCAGUCCCACAGCCUUGCUCCUGCAAGAUUGGAGCCAGCAACCCAAUUCAACCAUAGGCAUUUUGGUAGCUAAGUUACGAGAACUUGGCCGUCGGGAUGCGGCAGAUUUUCUCCUUCGAGCUGCACCAGUGUUCCGGGUCAACUUGGAGAUUCUGGGCACCCCACCAGAGCCCUACAGCCCGGUGUGUAAUGGGGGCGGCACAUCCUACAACUCCAUCAGUUCCGUGAUCUCUCGUUAGGACGUCACUUGUGUCUGUAGAGAAACUUGCAGUUUACCGGUGGAGUGGUGUUAAAUCUCAAGCUCCCUGGUGUCCUGAGACAGAAGUAUUUGAAUCAGAUACUCAGCUCAUGUCCAUUUUGUUGCCCUUCGCGAUUUCCGAAUGUUCAUUCUUGGUGUCUUUGAAAAGGUGCCUAUGUACUUUUUUUUUCUGCAAAUCUUUUAUUGACUGUCCCAACAUUCCCCAAUGUCCUUAUUGAAUGAAAAUUCUGCAGUUUGCAAUUACUUUUAUA